GUUAAUGAAACUGGAAGUCUAAGUGGCUGGAGCCCCCUCCUUCCGGCUUUCUCUGUGACCGGGCCCAUCCUUCUCAGAGGAAAGUUCCUGGUCGUUAACCGUUAUUUGUCACCAAAUUAUGCCUCAUAAAGUCGUGCCAGUGUCGACAGAGUGCGAUAAUAAACAGCGCAGCUCCCAAGUUCGGGCAGAAGACGAAGAGGAGUCACUUAGGAUGCAGAGUUUCUGACUUCGUCUGCAGCUGCUCUGACUGAAAUCUAAGGACUGCCAAGAUGCGUUCCACUGUGGGUGGACCACCAGACACUCUUGGCCACGUACGGGCUCGUAGCAGUAACAAUAACAACAGCAACAACAACACCAGCGGCGAAAUUAAUGGAAACUCCGGUUCCCAGUAUGCCCUGUGUGCUUUGGGGGUUGGGCUUAUUGCCCUUGGUAUUGUGAUGAUUGUGUGGAGUGUGGUACCUGCAACACCAGUUGGCAAUAGCAGCAGCAGCGGCAACCAAGCAGGUGAUAGCAGGAAAAAUAAGGCAUCUUCUGUGGCCUUCGUCUUGACGGGCUGCGGAGUGGCUAUGCUCCUACUGUCAUUAUGUCUGGGAAUGAGAAACAAACGGAGGGAGCAACGACUCCAGGAGGCCCAGAACCACAGUGGAGCACCAGGAAGGGACCAGGAGCAAAGAGAAACUGCUGAGCAGCAAGCCCAGCGUUAUGCGGUUCCCACCUACGAGGAGGCGGUAUGCAGUGGCCAGUACCCCGUCACUCAGAGCAGCCUUCGCCCGAGCAUCUCCCAGCUGCCUUCCUAUGACGACCUGGUGCAAGUGGAUGGUGUGCAGUAUGAGAACGAGGGGUCAGAGGGCACAGUUGGCAGAUCUCAGCCUGCCGUGGAUUCGAGUGGUCCUCCUGCUGCUGCUGUUUCUGCAUCAAACCAUAGACCUGGGAAAAAUAACCUUAAGCUUCUCCCUAUCAGUAUCCGCAGGAUUAAAUCGGAGAAGCUGCACAUGAAAAACAUUGAUAACUCUCAGCCCACAGCUGGAUUCAGUAUUGAACCACUCACCCCACCGCCGCAGUAUGAGGAUAAAGUGCCGCCGCUUUAAGAUGGACCUGAUAAUGUUUGGAACGAUUCGGUGGAAUUUCGAUCAUCUUCUGUGGAUUUUGAUCAGCCUUUGCAAGCCAAGACCUGGAAUAUGGCUUGUUGAAAAAUGCGGUCAGUGGCACUUUGCAUUAAAAUACAUUCUCUGUUCAACAGUAAUCAUCAUGCCAAAGAAAUCCGAAGCACUGAACAGAAGAAAACUUUGGAUCUCUGAAGUGGAUACAGGCAGUAAAGGACAGACAUGUUGCAUCCUUGCUUACUGUGACACAUCUUUGUCAGACUGUGGCACAUUGGAUUGAGGACCCUGCACAUGCAAUUUUUUUUUUUUUAAAUAUUAUUAUAGUAGGUUUCUGUUAAUAAAUUACCUUUAUGUUACUGGCCUCCACUGUACACUGACUGUAUGGGUGAGUUGAUGGUGAAAGAGAGCAUAAGACACGAGAGGGGGGGGCGGGGUGAAGUUUUGAGGAUUUAAAUAGAUAUAGCUACCAUUUAGGACUUGGAAUGCUUAGGACUAGCACCGCCUGUAGUUUACCAAUUGUAAGCUCCACAGCGCCUGAGAAUUGUAUGCACUUUGGUGGCUCGACCUGAAUCAGGCUGCAUAGAAACUCUCCCUCAUUAUCAGUAGUAUUGCUCCCACCCCUGGCCCUCUCGAGGUUAGGAUCAAAUGAACGUCGAUGUGUCUUAAUUGGCGUGUGUGAGAGUCUGCAGAGCUUUGUAGAGCCACAGUCUCUCUACAUUUGUAAUGAUGGCUUCUGUUUUACUGGACUUUGAUUUGGAGGGUUUCUUUCAUCUCUCUGCCUCAAAAAGCUGAAACCUGGUACUGGGGGUUUCUUUACACAUUUUAAAGUGAGGUAUCUACUCAAUGAUACUCAUUCGGAAGCUUUGCUACUAAACCAACAUGAAACAAAGCUUUAUUAGCGUCUGUCUGCUGCAUUUCAAGCCUCCCUUGUUGAAUCUUUGGUUAUGGUUUCACGGUAGUAUGUUUAUUUCUCACAAAAUAGAAAUCCUAGUUUUGUGUUUCUCUUUUGAAAGGCAAAAGAAACACUCUGCAGGUUUGCUCCACCCAAGGCAGGUGAAACAGAGGCUAGCUGAAGGAUAGUGUUCGACUUUUUAAGUUGUCCAGGUUGUUGGUUCUUUGCUUUUUCUUUUGCCAACUGUGAAAUGGUCCAAAAUCAGUGCAUUGCUGCUUUUAGUAUCAUUUACUGAAUUAUUGAACUGUAUUAAUCAGAAUUUAGAUGAGAAGAGGAACCAGAAAAAACUGUGCUUGUCUAACAACUUCUCAAACAUGUAGCCAGUCAUGUACAGUGCAGCUGGCAUACAGGUUGUACUAAACUAAACUGUUUGCUAAGGUACAGCCAUGGGUGUUUCAGGCAUAAACUGGCCAAAUGUGUUUUAGGGAGAGGAUGAGGAUGGGAGGAUGUCUGGUGACGGGGAAGAGCACAAGGCCCUGGUCCGAUUUAACCCUUGGGAGGUCGUAAUCGUUAAAACUCAUGUUUACACUAAAGCAGCAGGAUUUGCCGGCAUUAAAGUCAUGAUGGUUCAAGAGAAGAGACUUUCUAGGAAGAAGACAUUUUCCGGGAAACUCGAGGUCUCUCGUUUUAUGGAGUCUUUUGGCAGUGGCAGCUAAUUGCAAGUUUGCCCUUCAGCUGUAUGCAGUAAAGUGCAGUUUAAACACCUUUCUACUCAGAACAGCACUUCCUGAAACAUCUCAUUCACGUUGGUGGAACCUGAUUCAGCUCUAGUGUUGCUCUUUUAACGUAGCAUUGCAAUGCUCUACAGCAAACACAGUAGGAAGUGUUUGAGGCAAAUGGACGGGACAUGUGAAUAGUCGAGAGCUUUUGCCUGUAGCCAUGGUGAACGGCGAGUUGUGAAGGCGGCAGUGUAGUCUGCUUCUCUGGGCUUGUUUUUGUUCGCGUUCUAGACGGCCAACAGAAAGACUCUGUGACUGUGUGCAGCUGUGCCAACAUAACACCAGCUAUUCUCACUUGUUUGCCGAUCGA
Molecule: messenger RNA, 3084 nt
Organism: Oreochromis niloticus (Nile tilapia)
Lineage: Eukaryota; Metazoa; Chordata; Actinopteri; Cichliformes; Cichlidae
Gene: tmem51a
Product: transmembrane protein 51a
Exons: 3
Coding region: 270-1088 (272 amino acids)
Source: RefSeq, a predicted model, not a curated record